AUGAGGAUGGAGGAGGACCGGAGUCACAUGACUGAGAGAAUACUAAACCUCACCCUGGAGAUCAUCUACCUGCUGACCGGAGAGAGAUUUCCUCUUCUGAAGUCAGGUGAUCAUAUGACCAUCACAGUGCCUCCAUGUGACUCCCUAAACCCUGAGAGACACAACAUGCAGAAGAUCCUAGAAGUCACCAAGAAGAUGAUGGAGCUGCUGACAGGAGAGGAGUGGGAGUAUUUAGAAGGACACAAGGAUCUCUACAAGGACGUCAUGAUGGACAAUCAGCCGCCCCUCACAUCACCGGAUGGAUCCAGUCAUGGGAACCCACCAGAGAGAUGUCCCCGUCCUCUGUAUUCCCGGGAUUCCACACAGGAAGAUGUCAAAGAAGAGAUAAAAAAGGAGGAGGGUGAAGAUGGGGGGAUGGAGGAGUCAGAGCUUCUAAAAGAACACAAAGAUCUGUACCAGGACACCAUGGUGGAGUCAUCCAGCUAUAGAAACCCACCAGAGAGAUGUCCUCGUCCUCUGUAUUCCCGGGAUUCCACACAGGAAGGGUCACACCAUCCCUCAUCAUUACAAGGGUGAAGAUCUGAUAGAUAUAUAAAAGUUGAGGUUAAAGUAGAAGAAGAAGAGGCGUAUGUGAGGGAUGAUCAGCAGUCUAUGGAGGAGGAUGGAAUAACGGGGACAUUUAUAGAGGAGGACACUCCUACAGAGAUCAGCACAGUCCAUGGCCGGGAGAUGAGGAAAACCUCCGAGGAUUGUCUCACUUUGUCUCCAGACUGGAAAGUAGAAGAUGAGGACAUCACACAGUAUAGUCCAGGAGAAAACCCCCGACUCCCUCCAAUGUCCAU
Staurois parvus is the source of this 842-nucleotide messenger RNA. The record is from the annotation of a GenBank genome assembly. NCBI's taxonomy places the organism in Eukaryota, Metazoa, Chordata, Amphibia, Anura, Ranidae.